This is a messenger RNA of Oldenlandia corymbosa var. corymbosa, 2211 nucleotides long. NCBI's taxonomy places the organism in Eukaryota, Viridiplantae, Streptophyta, Magnoliopsida, Gentianales, Rubiaceae. The record is from the annotation of a GenBank genome assembly.
UGCAUUAUCCAAACAGCAGGGGCAAGCUUGUCAUUCACUAAACUUAUUUUAGAAAUCCGUCUACUAUCCAAAGCACUCAGAAAAAAACAGCGCAGUAUUAGGCAACAGGAAUCUUUCCAUUAAUAAUGGCAAUAAUAAUUUCUCCAUUCUCAAUCUUACCCUCGCGAUUCCCCCUUUUGUCCUUUCCUUCCUUCUCCUCCAUACUCCCGCCGCCUUCCCUCCGCCGUAGACGGCAGUUUCCCAUCGGCUUUGCCCGCCGGGAACCUCCUUCGGAUCCCGACAUGUCGGUCUCCGUUUCUAUGCCGCCGGCCUCGUCCGCCCGGCGUCAAUCAGAUUCCGAGCUUUAUCUUCUGGAUUCGAGAAAUCGUGUUAGGAAAGGGGAUGCCCCGGGUCCCAAUGAAGAAGACAAUACCUCAAGUAAACCAGCUUCCCGCAAAAGCAGAUAUUCAUUCAAAUCUAUCACCUUUUUCGGAGUUGAGCUGACCCCAGAUAAUAUAGCAGUGGCCAUGGUAUAUUUUGUCCAAGGCGUUUUAGGAAUUUCUAGGUUAGCUGUAAGUUUCUACUUGAAAGAUGAUCUGCAUCUCGAUCCGGCUGAGACAGCUGUUAUAAGUGGUUUCUCGUCAUUGCCAUGGCUUGUUAAACCCCUGUACGGAUUCAUCAGUGAUUCAUUCCCACUUUUUGGGUACCGGAGAAGAUCAUACCUGGUCCUAUCAGGCCUUCUUGGGGCAUUCUCAUGGACUCUUAUGGCCACCUUUGUCGAUAGCAAGUAUGAUACUGCUUUCUGCAUACUUUUGGGGUCCCUGUCUGUUGCCUUUUCAGAUGUUGUAGUUGAUUCCAUGGUGGUGGAGAGGGCUCGUGGUGAGUCUCAAAGCAUGUCAGGGUCUCUUCAAUCCUUGUGCUGGGGCUCUUCAGCUUUUGGUGGGAUUGUCAGUGCGUACUUCAGCGGCUCUCUGGUUGAUGCAUAUGGUGUAAGGUUCGUUUUUGGGGUGACUGCACUGCUUCCUUUGAUAACAUCUGCAGUAGCGGUACUUGUUAAAGAGCAAAGAGUGCCUGGUACAGCUCGUGACCAAAUACUUUCUGUAGGAGGUCCAGGAUUUUUGGAGAGCUCAAGAAGUAGUAUUAUUCAGCUGUGGGGUGCUGUUAAGCAGCCCAAUGUUCUUCUUCCUACACUAUUUAUCUUUCUGUGGCAGGCGACACCACAAUCAGAUUCUGCCAUGUUUUUCUUUACUACAAACAAACUUGGUUUCACUCCAGAAUUCCUUGGACGGGUGAAGCUGGUUACUUCAGUGGCCUCUCUUCUUGGGGUUGGUCUCUAUAAUGGUUUUCUUAAAAAUGUUCCCCUAAGAAAGAUAUUUCUUGCAACUACUAUCAUCGGCUCGGCUCUAGGAAUGACACAGGUUUUGCUUGUCACUGGAUUGAAUAGACAGUUUGGAAUUAGUGAUGAGUGGUUUGCAAUCGGAGAUUCUUUGGUUUUAACAGUUCUUGGCCAGGCGUCUUUUAUGCCUGUUCUUGUAUUAGCUGCAAGAAUAUGUCCAGAAGGCAUGGAAGCUACUCUGUUUGCAACGUUGAUGUCCAUUUCCAAUGGGGGAAGUGUUCUUGGAGGGUUGAUUGGAGCUGGCCUUACCCAGAUUUUUGGUGUCACCAAGGACAGGUUUGACAACUUAGCUUUCCUGAUUGUACUAUGCAACCUCAGCUCUUUACUACCUUUACCACUCCUUGGACUUCUUCCUGGCGAUGAACCAAGUGCCACUGUAAAAGAGACCGGUGAUAUUGAGAUGAAGUCUAACUGAUUCUUACUUCUUGCAACAUCAUAAAACAAACUCAACUUGGAUCAUUAAUUUUUCCACUGAUGCUUCCUUAGUUACUGUCAUAGAGAUCAAGGAAUAGAAUCUCUUAACAGAUAAAGAGAGUAGGUAUAGUGUUGUAGGAAUGUGAAUAGACGACUGGAAAGGAAUGUUUAUACAAUGAACCAUGAAUUUGCACCAGAAGAGGUGCCAUCUGUUAUACCAAAUUACACGGCCAACCAGAAAAUCUGGUGUUUACUUUUCUUCUAUGUGAUUUUGGGUGUCCUACAACUAAAAGAUUCAGGGCUGGGAAGGUCGACACUGUUGUAGUUACAAUAAGAUUAAUCCUUUCUUUGUUAUGAAAGACAUUCGGAAUUUAAUUCCCCGCUCUGUUAGUUGCUUGUGUGCAUCUGGUUCUUGAUGGGGG